AUGGAAGGAAGUGAUGAACCUGAUCAGCCUAUCUCAGCAGGGAGGCAAGAAAUUCGAAAGAAAAGAAGACCUACCCAACCAAUGGUAGACAAAUCCCAACAGACUGACAUAUCAGAGAUAAAGUAUCUCUUGCCUAUACCACAAUCAUGUGGCCCCAAAGCUAACCUUAAUAUUAGUAAUAUUCCUGAAAGCAAAGUCAACUAUGAGUCUCUUAGGUUAUCUUCUCAGCUUCAGAAAACUUGGACAAAGAGAAAGCGUGUGCAAGAUAAGGUUGAUGAAUGUUUGCAGACAGACAUUAUUACUGAAGAGAUAAAGGAAACCAAGCCAGGUGGUGCAACAGUGGUACAUAAAGAAAAGGCACCUGCUGUUGGAGAAGCAGCUUCUGAAUUUCCAGAGAGUGUUCAUGGAGUAGAAAUUCCAUCAAGCAAACACUCAGGUCAACAAAAAUUAGACAGAUCUGAUCAAACCAUUCAUUCUGGAGAUGAAAACAAAGAACAGAAGAGCUUUGGUGAAUCAAAAGAAGUUAUUGGCAGGCCAAGUAGUUCUAUUUCAAAGUCAAAGGAUGCUGUGCAGAAACGUAAAUCCUCAGGGAAGACUUUAAUUACUGAGCAUCCUGAAUUUCAACCUGCAACAAGUAGCAAUGAGGAAAUUAGGAAGAAAAGUACCAACAGAUCUUCAUUUAGUCAACAAAUCAAAGAAGAUACUCGAGUACUUUUAUAUGAGCAUGACUUUGCAGUUGAAGUAAGGCCUCCGACAAUAGAAAAGAUCUCUGCUGAAGUGCAAUCUCCACCAGCUGAGGAGGCUCCUGCAGCAGAGGCCCCAGUGAAAAUUCAGUCUCCACCAGCUGAAAAGGCCCCGGCAGAAAAGGCCCCAGUGAAAGUUAAGUCUCCACCAGCUGAGAAGGUUCCUGCAGAAGAGGCCCCAGUGGAAGUUAAGUCUCCACCAGCUGAGAAGCCUCCAGCUGAGAAGGCCUCAGCGGAAGAGGCCCCAGUGAAAGUUAAGUCUCCUCCAGCUGAGAAGGCCUCAGCGGAAGAGGCCCCAGUGAAAGUUAAGUCUCCUCCAGCUGAGGAAGAGGCCCCAGUGAAAGUUAAGUCUCCUCCAGCUGAGAAGGCCUCAGCGGAAGAGGCCCCAGUGAAAGAGGCCCCAGUGAAAGUUAAGUCUCCUCCAGCUGAGAAGGCCUCAGCGGAAGAGGCCCCAGUGAAAGAGGCCCCAGUGAAAGUUAAGUCUCCUCCAGCUGAGAAGGCCUCAGCGGAAGAGGCCCCAGUGAAAGUUAAGUCUCCUCCAGCUGAGAAGGCCUCAGCGGAAGAGGCCCCAGUGAAAGUUAAGUCUCCUCCAGCUGAGAAGGCCUCAGCGGAAGAGGCCCCAGUGAAAGUUAAGUCUCCUCCAGCUGAGAAGGCCUCAGCGGAAGAGGCCCCAGUGAAAGUUAAGUCUCCUCCAGCUGAGAAGGCCUCAGCGGAAGAGGCCCCAGUGAAAGUUAAGUCUCCUCCAGCUGAGAAGGCCUCAGCGGAAGAGGCCCCAGUGAAAGUUAAGUCUCCUCCAGCUGAGAAGGCCUCAGCGGAAGAGGCCCCAGUGAAAGUUAAGUCUCCACCAGCUGAGGCGGCCUCUGAAAAAGAGGCCCCAGUGAAAGUUAAGUCUCCACCAGCUGAGAAGGCCUAUGGGGAAGAGGCCCCAGUGAAAGUUAAGUCUCCACCAGCUGAGGUCCCUGCAGAAGAGGCCCCAGUGAAAGUUAAGUCUCCACCAGCUGAGAAGGUCCCUGCGGAAGAGGCCCCAGAGAAAGUUCAGUCUCCACCAGCUGAGUCGGCCUCUGCGGAAGAGGCCCCAGAGAAAGUUCAGUCUCCACCAGCUGAGAAGGUCCCUGCAGAAGAGCCCCCAGAGAAAGUUCAGUCUCCACCAGCUGAGAAUGUCCCUGCAGAAGAGGCUACAGCUGAAGUUCAAGCUCCACCAGUUGAGGAGGCCCCUGCAGAAGAGGCCCCAGAGAAAGUUCAUUGUCCACCAGCUGAGACGGUCCCUGCAGAAGAAGGCCUAGUGAAAGUUAAGUCUCUACCAGCUGAGCAGGCCCCAACUGAAAAUAUCGCUGCUGAACUUCAUCUUCCACCAACUGAAGAAACGACUUCAGAAAUGGUCUCUGUUGCCAAAAAACUUGCAUCAUUUGAAGAGGCCAAUAUUUCAAAUAUCUCUCCAACAUACUCCAUUGAGGAAGUUCAGACUCCACCAUCUAAAACACCUCCUGCAGAUGAGACUCUGGUAGAGAAUGUAUCUACUGAAUUUCAAUCUUCCAUAACAAUAGAUGUUCCGGAAUUAGUUUCUACUAUUGAAAUAUAGAGUGUCAACCAUAUAGAACUAAAGGAGCGGCCUCUUCCACAGCUAUAG
Messenger RNA from Myotis brandtii (Brandt's bat), 2370 nucleotides. It is a transcript of the gene FSCB, whose product is annotated as fibrous sheath CABYR binding protein. Gene Ontology annotation, molecular function: calcium ion binding. Gene Ontology annotation, cellular component: sperm fibrous sheath; sperm principal piece. The record is from RefSeq and is a predicted model, not a curated record. Lineage: Eukaryota; Metazoa; Chordata; Mammalia; Chiroptera; Vespertilionidae. Gene Ontology annotation, biological process: negative regulation of protein sumoylation. The transcript is spliced from 8 exons.